AUGGAAAAUAUAAAUUAUGAUAAUGUUUUACAACAAUUACCGUCAAAUAAAAUAUAUGAAGAAUUUAAUUCUGAGGUCACAGAGAUAGAUAAUAAUUUAAGUUGUGAUAAAUUUGAUUCAAUAAAAGAGGAAUAUAAACUUAGUUGUGUUAAUCUUUGUAAAAAAGUUGCACGAAAUUUAAAUAAUUUGACUAAAACGGAUAAAUUAUGGAGCUAUGAUGUCCGUUGUUCACAUUAUAAAUACUGGGUAUAUGAAGGAAUAAGGAAAUUGUUUAUAGGAGAUUCUCCAGAAGAAGAUAUAAAAGAUGUUAUUACUAAAUUUCUUAAUCUACAAUCAUCCCUAACCGAAGAUUAUAGGGUAUUAAAUUGUACUUAUAAUUUCGAUGAAAAAACGUUACAGGAAUUGAAUGAUAAAAAAGAUGAGAAAUAUUUGUAUGAUUAUUUUACAAAUUAUGAGAAUAUUAAAAGUAAAGAUUUUUGUAUUUCUUUUGAGAAUGAUAUAUAUAAAAAUUACCUUAAUGUUAUUAGUAAAUUAUAUAAUGUAAAAAAGAGUAAGUGUUGUGAGAAAAAUUUACUGAAAUGUCCUAACUAUUUUUUGAAUUGUGACGAUGAGUUCGAUCCAAGUAAUCUCUUAUCUAAAUUAGAAUCCUCAAGUGAGGGAAAAUGUAAUGGACUAGAAAGUUUUUUGGAAAAUAAGGCCUCUGAAGAAAUAUUAGUAUCUAACAUUUUGGAACCAGAUUUUUUGGAUUCAAUACUUUAUACUGAUUGUAAUAUUAAAAAUAACUCAAAUUUACAGUGUAGUUUUAUUCGAGCGUCUUCCUUGGCACAUAGAAAUAAGAAUGCAUUUGAAUACAAUGAACAGAGAAGUGGUGAAAGAUCUUCAGAAGAGAAAAAAUCUUCAUCAAGGGAAAAUUCAGAACAUGCGGCACUACAUGAAGAAAUUAGAAAAAUAGUGGGUAUUAGUUCAGAAACAUUAAGUAAUUUGGAUAUUCCAAAAAAAGAAAAAGAAGUUGAUCUUAGAUGGAAUAUAAACAAGGAUGGAACACUACGUUGUACUUCUGAGAUCCUAGAGAAAGAUACAUCAGGACCUUGUACAUAUAUGGAAGAAUUGGCUAAAAAAGGUAUUUUUAUAAAAUUAGAGAAUUCUUUGGGUUACCGAUUAAUGAAGGGGAAGACGUGGCCUCCCGAAGUAUUAAAAAUAGUUAUUAAAAAAAAAAACCAAAAUCAAAUGGAGAAAUAUAAAUCGCAAGAAUUAAGAUAUUUAAGACAUGCAUCAGGUGUAAAGUCUGAAUUAUUAAGGAUUUUUAAAUGGAGAAACAGUCCCCCAAAAGAUGUAGAAUAUUAUUUAUUGCAAAACACUUUUGUGCGUAUUUCCCUUGCAGUUACUUUAGUAAUGGGAAUAAUUUUUGUUUUUUUCCUUUAUUUUAAAUUUACUCCCUUUGGAUCAAAUAUAGAUAAAAUUAAAAAAAGGAAAAAAAGAUAUAGGACUAAUUUCGCUGAUUUAAAUGCGCAGAGAUUCACAAGGAAAUUCAUAAAACGUACUUAUAGAAAUUCUAACAGGAGGAGAUUUAGUGUAGUAAAUAUAGAACUAUGA
Messenger RNA from Plasmodium malariae, 1593 nucleotides. NCBI's taxonomy places the organism in Eukaryota, Apicomplexa, Aconoidasida, Haemosporida, Plasmodiidae. The record is from the annotation of a RefSeq genome assembly.